CGAGCAGAGGCUCUGGCGGUCUUGGCGGUCGGAGGUCCGGGAGCUCUUCUCCAGAGGACACGCGGCUAUACGCACUGGUCUGCACCUGACAGUCACUGGAAUGCUACUCCAGGCUUUAGAAGAAAGUGAAAGUAAUUUUAAAGGCCCCUUAUUCUUUCUGUUACCUGCCUGCUGAAGUGGAAAGAAAUCUCCCUGUUCCUUUAUUGUGAACUGAUUUGACCUUCCCAUCUCCAAAGGGUGUGUGCAGGGAGCAGGAGCCUUUCCACUCGAGCCCCAGCUGUGUUGGAAACCCUCCUAAGGAGCAGCAAUGGGUCAGGAAUCUAGCAAGCCUCUAUGGCCCAAGCCAGCAGGAGGGUAUCAGUCCCAGACAGGCAGGAGAUAUGGAAGAAGGCAUGCUUAUGUCAGUUUCAGGCCGUCCAUGAGCCAGCAGGAAAGGAACUCCAGCCAGAGAAAGACGACAUCCGAACUCCCAAUGCACAGAUCAGACCCCAGUCAAAUCACCAAGAGGAGCCGCUCGCCGUUUUCCAGCAGCCGUCGUCGUUGGGAUGACAGUGAGAACUCAGGAAGAAGCCUGAAUGUUGAGAAUGAGGACUACACCAGGUACCUGCCAAGAGAGUACAGGGCUCCAGGUAGCAGAAGAGGAAUGGCUUAUGGACCUAUUGACUCUUUCGGGGCAGAGGAUAGCGAGGAGGAGGGGGCUGGGCCUGUGGAGCGAGUGCCAGUGAGAGCGAAAACUGGCAAGUUUAAAGAUGAUAAGCUAUAUGACCCAGAGAAAGAGGCGAGGUCUUUGGUUGGGGUGCCCCCCCAGUUCUCUAGUUUGAACCAUGAUGUGACACAGGAGGUUGGCAAGCUAGACCCAGCCCCUGCAGUGACACGCUCUGCUGGCAGAGCUGAGUUCCUGCAGCAAAAGGGCAUGGCUCCUCAGACCUCUGCUGCUGACAGCAAGGUGGCUGCACAAGGCGACAGCCUGGAGAGGGAGAAACCAGAGCAGGAUUUACCUGUGCACCCCAGCAGGGCUCCUGUGAGUAUUUGUGGUGGUGGGGAAAACACCCCAAAGGGUGCAGAGGAACCGGUGGUGAGGCCCAAAAUCAGAAACCUGGCCAAUCCAAACUGCAUGAAACCAAAAAUAUUUUUUGAUACUGAUGAUGAUGACGAUAUGCCACAUAGUACUUCCAGGUGGAGGGAUACCGCCGGCACUGGUGACCGCCACCCGGGCAGCCUGGCAAGAAGAGGCAGAGGCGAGAGUUCAAGUGGCUACUGUGAGCCAAAGUACCCUGAAGAUAAGAGGGAAGCCAGGAACGACCAAGUGAAGCCAGAAAAGGUGCCGAGACGGCAGCGGACCGUGGCCGACCAGGACUUCUGGACAUUCAGUGACGAUUACUACAAAUACUGUGAUGAAGACUCUGACAGCGACAAAGAGUGGACUGCCGCUUUGCGUCGCAGGUAUCGAGGUUGGGAGAAAAACCUGUCAUCCAGUGGUGAAAGCUGGGAGACUCUCCUGGGGAAAGAAGAGCACGAACCUGAGCCAGCCAGAGGGAAUGCCAACGCUGGCACCAGCCCCAGUGCUGGUGCCGUCCCUGGCAGCCAUGGCGGCAGGGAACUUGAAGGAGUUCGAGACCCAUCUCUUCAGGAAGAUGCGCGGGUGUCACCGGGAGAAGGACAAGUCCCUUGGCUCCAAUACAAUGAAAAGGAAAGCAGCAGCGAGGGGGAUAAUGAUUCCAGUCACGAGGUUCUGCAGCCCGGGGGCUUCAUGCUGGAUGGCAACAACAACCUUGAAGAUGACUCCAGUGUGAGUGAAGACCUAGAAGUGGAUUGGAGCCUCUUUGAUGGGUUUGCAGAUGGCUUAGGGGUGGCCGAAGCCAUCUCCUACGUGGAUCCUCAGUUCCUCACUUACAUGGCACUUGAAGAACGCCUGGCCCAAGCGAUGGAAACAGCCCUUGCACACUUGGAGUCUCUGGCGGUGGAUGUGGAGGUGGCCAAUCCACCAGCAAGCAAGGAGAGCAUCGACAGUCUUCCCGAGAUCCUGGUCACUGAAGACCACAGCGCAGUGGGGCAAGAAAUGUGUUGCCCCAUCUGUUGCAGUGAAUAUGCGAAGGGGGAGGUGGCGACCGAGCUGCCCUGCCACCACUAUUUCCACAAGCCAUGCGUGUCCAUCUGGCUUCAGAAGUCGGGCACCUGCCCUGUGUGCCGCUGCAUGUUCCCUCCCCCACUCUGAGACCAAGGCUCUUCACUCCUGGUCUGCUCAUUUUCCCCAUCCGAAAUCCACAAUACUGCAGGAGCCCUUUCAAAAUUAACACUUGAAAUGAGACUAAUGAGUCCACUUACCUACUACUCUGAUUGAUUUCUUGUGAUCAGUUCUGAUGUGAAACGGUUGUGUAUGAUUGCAUUAAAAAAUCAUACUGUCUUUUAGAGGUUAGAAAGGAAAAAACUAAACAUUCUAAAUGCUACCUAAGAUGGUGGCAAGAGCCUAACAUUUUCUAACCUGAACGUUGAAAUUGGAUGUAUUUGUUUCUUCAGUAGAGUAUGUUGCUAUAAUUGUAAUGUCAAGUUGAUCUGUUAAAUAUGUCCAAAAGGCAUCACCAUUUCUGUUGCAUGUUAUGGGUUAAUGUUCCUGUAAUUGCAGUGCAGUAAAAGCUUAUUAA
This is a messenger RNA of Pteronotus mesoamericanus, 2642 nucleotides long. It is a transcript of the gene PJA1, whose product is annotated as praja ring finger ubiquitin ligase 1. Lineage: Eukaryota; Metazoa; Chordata; Mammalia; Chiroptera; Mormoopidae. Gene Ontology annotation, biological process: protein ubiquitination. Gene Ontology annotation, cellular component: cytoplasm. Gene Ontology annotation, molecular function: ubiquitin protein ligase activity. The transcript is spliced from 2 exons. Bases 308 to 2215 code for a protein of 635 amino acids. The record is from RefSeq and is a predicted model, not a curated record.